AUGGUCUUGCGCAAGCGAGCUCCGCCACAUCUGUACAGCCUGAACAAGGGUAAUGCACAUUCUGAACCUCGCGCCCCGAUCUCUCAGAUCUCCCCUACCUCGAAAUCGGUAUCGUCCUCAUCCCCGAAGCGCUUGACCCGCCCGAGACGAGCUCAAAGCUCUCCACAACCCCAUCGGCCUCCCUCUCAAGAAUCCGUGUAUUCUCCGGAUCUCAAUACCUCGCCAGCAUUCGAUUUGAUGCCCUUGGAACAAGCCCAGAGAUCUCCGGUUCGAUCUUCGCCAAGUGAAAUCAUGAACCCUUGGACGGAUGAACUCGCGGAGCGACCUGACCAGGGUUAUAAUGGUUCAGGGCUGCCGGUCGCUAGCAGUGCUCCACCAAGCGAAGCGGUCGAGAAUAAGAAGGGAGAUCGUGUGCCGUCCAUUCUUGUUGCUGGUACCCAACGGAGGAUGGCUGCAAACGAAUGGCAGCAGGGGGAUGUCAACGAGGCUCCUGACUGGGAACACGUGGGAAACUCCCCUGUUCAGCUGCAGUCCAACAACCCGUUUUUGAAGCCAAGACAACCCGAACAGAACCCAUGGGAUGAUAGAAACCCUCGUCCAUUUUCCGAAGCAACAUCUGUAUCCCAUGAUAGUGCAAAUGCUCGUCUAGGACAAGAUGAGGGAUAUAUUCCGAUGACUGCGCGCUUGUCUCUUUUUGACCAGUCCGCAGAGUCCCCAUGGGCCGAAGAACGCUCUAAUCCUGCAGUACAUCCGCCAACUCUGCAUGAAAACCAACAACCUACAGAAGAUCCAUCAUACCCCCUUCAAUCAACGUACGGAGGUGCGAAUGCUCCGUCUCCUUUCCCACAGCCUCAGGCUACUCCUCCUUAUGACACUCAAACCACGUAUUCUCAACAGCAUCAGCGAGAAGAUCAAGCCAAUGGCCUACCAAGAUAUGAGACAGGUACUUCCGCACCUGCGAUCCUGGGGUCCUCUCAUGCGCUCAUUGAUAUCGACGAGUCGGCGAAUACACAUAUACAAGCUAGCGAGCAUCGAGCAACAUCAUCUGUGUAUUCCGACCAGAACGGACGCCAGCAGCGUUCAAUACCGUCGCGGGACAGUCAGUCAGGCGCUGCACCACCUCUCCCAGAACGCUCGAGCGUUUCGCAGCCCAGUCAACUGUCAUCUGCUCCUCCAAUCUCCGAGACCGAAGCGAAGAGGCAGCAGGAGCAAAGAUCUGAAACAUAUUCGAUCAGGCACGUCAAUUGGAUUGACGCCACAGGAAAGCUGCGCGAUUGCCCGGUUCUCGCGCAAAACCAAAACGGGCCAUGUCCAUUAUUAGCGCUAGUCAACGCUCUCGUGCUGCGGUCAAGUCCGGAGUCUCAGCCUCCUAUCGUCAGAGCCCUACAGACGAGAGAACAGAUAUCUCUAGGUCUCUUGAUUGAGGCACUGUUUGACGAGUUGACGACUUGCUCUGGGCCGGAUGACGAGCUUCCAGAUAUCGAAGCCCUAAGUCGAUUUUUAACUAUGUUACACACGGGCAUGAAUGUCAAUCCAAAGCUCACGCUGGAGUCUAGUGAUUCGGUAGGCACAUUUCUAGAGACUAGUGAUAUUAAGUUCUAUGCCACUUUUGGCGUACCGCUAGUGCAUGGCUGGAUCGCGGAACCGUCUACGGAGAUUGACGGGGCGUUGACUCGGGUUGCAAGCUUCUACGAAGACAUUCAACUUCUUCCUUUCCGUAAACAAGAGCUUGAGGAUCGUGUAUACCAAGACGGGUCGCUCACCCCAGAGGAAGAGCAAGUCAUGCAAGAUAUCCACACCAUUCAGCAAUUCACAGACAUCGACAAUGCAACUCAGCUCAGCACAUUCGGGCUUCAACACUUGAAGGGACGGCUGCCGCCGGGUUCGUUAUCGAUUCUCUUUCGUAAUGACCAUUUUUCUACCCUCUACAAGCACCCGCAGACCCUUCAGCUUUUCACGUUAGUGACUGAUGCUGGGUACUCCCAUCGUGCGGAAAUUGUAUGGGAGUCUCUCAUUGAUGUCAAUGGGUCGAAAUCUGGCUUCUUUGCGGGCGAUUUUCGCCCUGUCGGUCAUACCUCGACUGGAGCGUCCGACCCAUCUGGUCCACGAACAUCCAGUAAUACUGGUAACUCUGGAAUCUCCUCGUCAGCCUCGCACGACCAGCAAGAUAGAAAAUUGUCGCCACAAGAGCAGGCUGAUGCAGACUAUGCCUACGCUUUAUCCCUCCAACUCCAGGAGGAAGAGCAGCAAGCCAAUGACCGAACUACUGGUAGCCGUAACCAGCGAGUUUCCGCCCCAGUCCAGCCUCAAGGGUAUUCGGGGGUACCACCCCCUACGCGUCAUCGCUCUACAGGGCAUCGUCCUUCACGACAACCUGGGCGAACCUCUCCACCUCGUGACACUAAUGAUGUCCCGCCGCCUUCCUAUGAACAGGCAGCUAACAGCCCGGCUUAUCAUUCCCCCCCGGGAGGCUCUAAUCAUAGGAAUUCACCUUAUAUGGCUCCAUAUCAGAGAGCACAGUUCGGACGACGACCGCCAGGUGUGCCUAUUACAACUGGACCUUCGGAUCGCGCUAAGGACCGGAAUAAGGACUGUAUUGUCAUGUGA
This is a messenger RNA of Aspergillus alliaceus, 2607 nucleotides long. RefSeq lists its product as uncharacterized. The transcript has 3 exons. Gene Ontology annotation, biological process: protein K48-linked deubiquitination. NCBI's taxonomy places the organism in Eukaryota, Fungi, Ascomycota, Eurotiomycetes, Eurotiales, Aspergillaceae. The record is from RefSeq and is a predicted model, not a curated record. Gene Ontology annotation, molecular function: cysteine-type deubiquitinase activity; cysteine-type carboxypeptidase activity; K48-linked deubiquitinase activity. Gene Ontology annotation, cellular component: cell periphery; cytosol. Bases 1 to 2607 code for a protein of 868 amino acids.